AUGGCAUACGAGAUCCACCCGGAGCGCAUAGUACCCGCGCUCAAAGAUAAGGACCUCGGAACAGUGGAGCGUUCUUAUUUUCCCUUUGCUAUGCCGUGGAUGUUCAAAUUUCUCGGUGUCGAUAUCAAAGACUGGCCGAACAUUGAGGCAUGCGCGGACCGCGUCGGCGAUCCGGCGACUCAGGAUAACAUGAGCCAAGUGAAAAUCUUCGGUCAUAAUACGACCCCUGAGCAAGUCAACACAUUUAACGAUGCCACAUAG
Molecule: messenger RNA, 261 nt
Organism: Penicillium canescens
Lineage: Eukaryota; Fungi; Ascomycota; Eurotiomycetes; Eurotiales; Aspergillaceae
Exons: 2
Coding region: 1-261 (86 amino acids)
Source: RefSeq, a predicted model, not a curated record